Molecule: messenger RNA, 664 nt
Organism: Medioppia subpectinata
Lineage: Eukaryota; Metazoa; Arthropoda; Arachnida; Sarcoptiformes; Oppiidae
Source: the annotation of a GenBank genome assembly
AUGACCAAUGAUAACAUUCCCAAAGAAGUGAAAGACAAUUAUUUGGAUAAUAUUAAGUGGAUUACAGAAGCAAAAGACCACAAUCUAGUGGUCGGAAGUGAGGCGAGGAUUCUAUAUUCGGAUCAAAUCGGAAGAGUGAGUAUUGGUCUGGCGUUUAACGAAGCCAUCAAAAACAAGACAAUCCAAAGUCCGAUCAUUCUAUCCCGAGAUCAUCACGACGUGAGCGGCGCUGACAGUCCUUACAGAGAGACGUCUAACAUAUACGACGGAUCGGCAUAUACUGCAGAUAUGGCCGUCUCAACAGUGAUGGGCAACGCUGGCAGGGGUUGCACUUGGGUUGCCCUUCAUAAUGGAGGCGGGGUCGGUUUCGGCGAAGCCAUAAACUGUGGGUUUGGCUUAGUUUUGGACGGCUCUCAAGAAGCACACGAUAAGGCGCUUAAUAUCCUUAGUUGGGAUGUGAUGAAUGGCGUGAGUCGGCGCUCAUGGGCUGGCAAUCAAUACGCCAAACAAACCAUUCAAGACAUUAUGCAAAACAAUAACAAAGUUUGUGUCACUCUUCCCAAUGAAGUGGACGACAAACUGAUCGACAAUUUGUAAAAUUGCACUUAAAUUGGAUUCAAUGGCAAUAAAACUAAAACUAAUAAAAAUAAGUUUAAAAAACUAA